Blepharisma stoltei is the source of this 986-nucleotide messenger RNA. The record is from the annotation of a GenBank genome assembly. NCBI's taxonomy places the organism in Eukaryota, Ciliophora, Heterotrichea, Heterotrichida, Blepharismidae.
AUGUCAGAGAUGUACCAGAGCUUCGAGCAGGAUUUUUGCAAAUCUCUAAAUUCUAUCCAAAAAAAGGUAUCAUCCCUUCCAAACCAAAGUAAAGAACUUAAAGAACUUGCCAUAACUGAAGGAGUCAAAGAAAUCUCCGACGCAGAAAAAUGUGUAAGUUCCACAUAGCUUCGCCAAAUGGAAAUCGAGCUAUCAAUGAUGCCAGCAGCAUCACGAGCACAAAUUCAGUCUCAAGUCAGACGGUACCGAGAAGACUUUGAACAAACAAAGCGCGCUUUCAGACAGGAGGAAGCGUCCUAUGCUGAUCAAAAAUCAAGAGAAACUCUUAUGGGGGCACGUUUAGAUAAUGUAAUUGUUACUUACUCCUCCUCUGUGAGCGAACUAAAAUUAUAUGUAAAUUUUAUAGUAAUUCGAAAUAAUUUUAAAGCAAAUAUAUUAAUUUAAUUUGUAAAAUUAUUUUUUAAAAAUGGAAGAUGUUUAAAAUUACAUAGAAUAGGCUAGAGAUUUCUUUAUAAAAAUUAUCACUAUAUAUCAAAAUAUUUUUCUUAUAAAAAAUUUAAUAUUAAGAAAAUUUUCUGUUUACUCACGAUGUGCGGUUUUAACUCAAAAAAUAGGAAAUUUUACAAUGAUUUUGUUCGCUAACAAAGGAGUAUUAGGGUUUUGGGAGGCCUAAUGAGCAUAGAGAAAGACUGCUAAAUACUCAUCAAGUAAUAGCUGAUCAAAAUAAUAGGCUGGAUGAAGGGAAAAGAAUUGCAUUAGAAGCUGAAGGGGUAGCAAUUGAGACCAUGAACCAGCUCAAAGGACAGAGAGACCUUUUAACAAGAUCUAUUUCAAAUAACAGAGAAGUCGGAAAUAAUUUAUCAAAAGGAAACACAUUGAUCAGUACAAUGACGAGAAGAGCAAUUCAAAACAAGCUGCUGAUCAUUGGAAUAGUCAUUUUGCUACUUGGAGUUAUGUGUCUCUUAGUUUAUAUGAAAUUAAGAUAA